CGAUCUUUUACCUAGCUUUACGCUGUUGUACAAAGUCUCCACUAGCUUUUGACACAAUGAAGGCUACUCUUCUCACAUUUACUCUUUGCACGGUGGCUCUUGCAGCACCGGUUGCACAAGAGGCCAAACGUGACAAGCUUCAGAACCUGUUUUACGUUCCUGCCGGCGCUGAGGGAGAGUCACCAGAGAAGCGUGACAAGCUCCAGAAUCUCUUCUACGUCCCAGCUGGUGCUGAAGGCAAGACACCAGAAAAGCGUGACAAGCUUCAGAACUUGUUUUACGUUCCUGCUGGUGCCGAGGGAGAGACUCCAGAGAAGCGUGACAAAUUGCAAAACCUGUUUUACGUUCCUGCCGGCGCUGAGGGAGAGUCACCAGAGAAGCGUGAUAAGCUCCAAAACUUGUUCUACGUUCCCGCCGGCGCUGAGGGAGAGACACCCGAGAAGCGUGACAAGCUCCAGAACUUGUUUUAUGUUCCUGCUGGUGCUGAAGGAGAAUCACCCGAGAAGCGUGAUAAGCUUCAAAAUUUGUUCUACGUUCCCGCCGGCGCUGAAGGCGAGACUCCAGAGCAAAAGUAAAAGAAUCUCGUUGGUG
Molecule: messenger RNA, 591 nt
Organism: Trichoderma harzianum CBS 226.95
Lineage: Eukaryota; Fungi; Ascomycota; Sordariomycetes; Hypocreales; Hypocreaceae
Exons: 2
Coding region: 57-575 (172 amino acids)
Source: RefSeq, a predicted model, not a curated record